Molecule: messenger RNA, 1626 nt
Organism: Laetiporus sulphureus 93-53
Lineage: Eukaryota; Fungi; Basidiomycota; Agaricomycetes; Polyporales; Laetiporaceae
Product: cytochrome P450
Exons: 13
Coding region: 1-1626 (541 amino acids)
Molecular function (GO): heme binding; monooxygenase activity; oxidoreductase activity, acting on paired donors, with incorporation or reduction of molecular oxygen
Source: RefSeq, a predicted model, not a curated record
AUGCCCUCCCUCCUACAUAGUCUAUUGCUUCUGGCUGCGACAUGGUUAUCAUGGAGGCUGAUCCGCUGGUUGUUUAGCAAGGAUCCGCUGCGCAAUGUUCCUGGUCCUCCUUCGAAGUCGUUUCUGACCGGUGCGCUGGAUGUUGCACUAAACUACAGUCCCGUCGUGCGACUCAGCGGCCCUUUUGGCAGCUCGGCAUUGUAUGUAGCCGAUCCACUCGCACUGCAGGCCAUGUUUGUGAAGGACCAGGCUCUAUACGACCAGUGGGAUGGCAUUCUCAGGCGAGCCUUCACGAGGCAUGGACGGUGUCUAUUCCAUAAUUCUCAUGGAUCACCGACAGGAGAGCAACACCGUAGACAGCGCAAGCUGCUGAAUCCGGCGUUCUCGACGAACCGCUUGCAUACGAUGCUGCCGGCAAUUUAUGAGACUAUGCACAAGCUUUGUGAUGCAGUCGGCUCUCGCAUCAGUGCGAAACCCCAGGAGGCUGAUAUGCUGCACUGGCUUGGACGUGCCUCCCUUCAGAUGAUAGGCAAGGGUGGUAUGGCCCAUUCAUUAGACAUGCUUCUCGAAGAAAGACCCAACAAAUAUGCAACCGCUGUGAAAACUCUAUUAGCGGCAAUGACGGAGCUCAGCUGGCUACAAUACUUGCUGCCGAUAUUUACUCCCUUAGCACCUCCAGCCGUAUGGCGAAAGGUCCUGGAUAUGCUUCCAUAUCGACCGAUGAGGAACAUGCUUCAUAUCAUGGACACAUUGGACAGCAUGGCGGAGGAGAUCUUCAACGCGAAUAAAUCAAGGCUGCAGGGCGAAAGCUCAUAUAUCGCUGUCUUAGUGAAGGCUCACUUGGAGGAAUCAGAGGACUACAAGGUGCCCGAGGAGGAGGAAAUCGCACAGAUCAUUGCGCUGGUGAUUGCAGGGAUGGAGACUACGUCCAACACGACAGGAACGGUAUUGGAGUACCUCGCUCACAGGAAAGACUUGCAGGAGAAGCUUCGUAGCGAAAUUCUCGAGGCCAGUAACGGUGAAGACUUGCCAUAUGAUACGCUUAUGCAAUUACCCCUUCUCAACGGCGUGUACCGGGAACACUUGCGACUUGACCCGAUUGCCCCACUCGCCAUGCGGGAUGCCUUGGCGGACACUGUCCUUCCCCUUUCAAAGCCUGUUCGCGGGAUCGAUGGAACACUUUUACGUGAAUUGCCUAUUGCAAAAGGAACGAAGAUUAUCAUCGGCGUGCUCGGAUCCAAUACGAACAAGGACGUGUGGGGGGAUGACUCCCUGGAGUUCAAGCCCGAACGCUGGUUGUCAAGAGAGUCCUCGACCAUGUCUGAUGAAGAUAUCAGCAUCCCUGGAAUGUAUGCGAAUUUAAUGACAUUCGCUGGUAGACCAAGGUCCUGCAUUGGGUUCAAGUUCGUUGAACUAGAAAUGAAGGUCCUGCUAUUAAUUCUCCUCUCGACCUUUACAUUCGAGCAGACGGACACGCCGAUCAUGUGGAACGCCGCGCCGGUGCGAUAUUCCUCUGUGGGGAGAGAGAGCGACCAUGCGGAGUUGCCGAUGCGAGGGGGCUGGUGCAGGAUAUAUUGUGACGAUGAUACAGAGCAUAAUGGAGAUUCUUGUACAUUGCGAUUGUAA